Molecule: messenger RNA, 3004 nt
Organism: Pelodiscus sinensis (Chinese soft-shelled turtle)
Lineage: Eukaryota; Metazoa; Chordata; Testudines; Trionychidae
Source: RefSeq, a predicted model, not a curated record
GCAGCUCUAAAAACAUGCAUCGAAGGCACACAACCCUGCGGGAGAAAGGCCGGAGGCAGGCUAUCCGAGGCCCCGCCUACAUGUUUAACGAGAAGGGCACCAGCCUGACCGUGGAGGAAGAACGCUUCCUGGAUUCUGCGGAAUAUGGCAACAUCCCAGUGGUGCGGAAAAUGCUGGAGGAGUCCAAAACCUUGAACUUUAAUUGUGUUGAUUAUAUGGGACAAAAUGCCUUGCAGUUAGCGGUGGGGAAUGAGCAUUUGGAAGUGACUGAGCUCCUUCUGAAAAAGGAGAACCUGGCUCGAGUUGGGGAUGCGCUGCUGUUGGCCAUCAGUAAGGGAUAUGUGCGCAUUGUGGAAGCAAUAUUGAACCAUCCAGCCUUUGCCCAAGGGCAGCGUCUCACACUAAGCCCCCUUGAGCAGGAACUACGCGAUGAUGAUUUUUACGCUUAUGAUGAGGAUGGAACUCGGUUUUCUCAUGACAUCACCCCCAUAAUACUCGCUGCUCAUUGCCAAGAGUAUGAAAUUGUUCAUAUCUUGCUUCUGAAAGGGGCACGGAUAGAAAGGCCCCAUGACUACUUCUGCAAGUGCAACGAAUGUGCCGAGAAACAGAGAAAAGACUCCUUUAGUCACUCUCGAUCGAGAAUGAAUGCCUACAAAGGAUUAGCAAGUGCCGCUUAUUUGUCUCUUUCCAGUGAAGACCCUGUUCUUACUGCUUUAGAACUAAGUAAUGAAUUGGCAAGACUAGCCAACAUUGAAACUGAAUUUAAGAACGAUUACAGGAAGUUAUCUAUGCAAUGCAAGGAUUUUGUGGUGGGUGUGCUGGACCUCUGCAGGGAUACAGAAGAAGUGGAAGCAAUUUUGAAUGGAGAUGUGAACAUAAAAGUGUGGCCUGAGCAUCACCGCCCCAGCCUGAGCCGAAUUAAGCUUGCCAUUAAAUAUGAGGUCAAAAAGUUUGUCGCUCAUCCGAACUGUCAGCAGCAACUGCUCACCAUGUGGUAUGAAAAUCUCUCAGGCUUACGUCAGCAGUCUAUAGCUGUGAAAUUCUUGGCUGUCUUUGGAGUUUCGGUAGGCCUUCCUUUCCUCGCCAUAGCAUACUGGAUUGCUCCCUGCAGCAAGCUGGGACGGAUCCUACGAAGCCCUUUCAUGAAGUUUGUGGCACAUGCAGUUUCUUUUACAAUCUUCCUUGGACUGUUAGUAGUGAAUGCCUCCGACCGGUUUGAAGGAGUAAAAAAUCUUCCCAAUGAGACCAUCACGGAUCAUCCCAAACAAAUAUUUCGAGUAAAAACUACUCAAUUCUCAUGGACAGAAUUGCUAAUCAUGAAGUGGGUUUUAGGUAUGAUAUGGUCAGAAUGCAAAGAAAUCUGGGAAGAGGGCCCCCGUGAAUAUGUCAUGCAUCUCUGGAACCUGCUGGAUUUUGGGAUGCUCUCUAUCUUCGUGGCAUCCUUCACUGCACGGUUCAUGGCUUUUCUCAAAGCAACUGAAGCACAACAAUAUGUAGAUCAGUAUGUUCCGGAUGAUGACCUCACUAAUGUCACCCUCCCUCCAGAAGUUGCUUACUUUACUUACGCCAGGAACAAGUGGCUUCCCUCGGACCCUCAGAUCAUAUCAGAAGGACUAUAUGCAAUAGCUGUGGUACUCAGCUUCUCCCGCAUUGCUUACAUUCUUCCAGCCAAUGAAAGCUUUGGCCCUCUUCAGAUUUCUUUGGGAAGGACUGUGAAAGACAUCUUCAAAUUCAUGGUCAUCUUCAUCAUGGUGUUUGUUGCCUUCAUGAUCGGAAUGUUCAACCUUUACUCUUACUACCUUGGUGCAAAAUAUAACCCAGCAUUUACCACGGUAGAAGAAAGUUUUAAAACCUUAUUCUGGUCAAUAUUUGGCUUGUCUGAAGUGAUAUCAGUGGUGCUGAAGUAUGAUCAUAAGUUCAUUGAGAAUAUUGGAUAUGUGCUCUAUGGAGUUUAUAAUGUUACCAUGGUGGUGGUGCUGCUCAAUAUGUUAAUAGCCAUGAUCAACAACUCCUAUCAGGAAAUUGAGGAGGAUGCAGAUGUGGAGUGGAAGUUUGCUCGUGCCAAGCUGUGGUUAUCAUACUUUGAUGAAGGAAGGACUCUGCCUGCUCCUUUUAAUCUAGUGCCAAGCCCUAAAUCAUUUUAUUAUCUCAUAAUGAGAAUAAAAAUGUGCCUCAUAAAACUCUGCAAAUCUAAGGCCAAAAACUGUGAAAAUGAUCUUGAGAUGGGUAUGCUGAAUUCCAAGUUCCGGAAAGUUCGUUUUCAAUCUAGUGCUCGAAAUUCAGAAAACUUUACUGUGAAGAAGGCUUAUAACAAGCCCACAAGAUAUCAGGUGGCAACACGUCUUCCAUCUGGAUUCAACAACCUUGGCCAUCUUCAGCAUACAAAAAUAAUGAAGCGUCUUAUUAAGCGAUAUGUACUGAAGGCUCAGGUCGAUCGAGAGAAUGAUGAAGUCAAUGAAGGAGAACUUAAAGAGAUUAAGCAAGAUAUUUCCAGUCUCCGCUACGAGCUUCUAGAAGAAAAGUCAGAAGCUACUGGAGAGUUAGCCAGACUAAUACAACAGCUGAGUGACAAGUUUGGAAAGAACUUAAAUAAGGACAUUUGAUGGUGAACAAAGAGAAAGACAGCGAGUUUUCUAAACAUUAUUUGAUAUUUCAACCAGCAUUUUAAGAGAGCAAAAACAGUGCAAGAGAUGGGUACCGAGCCCUGAACUUUUUCCACCUAAAAAAUAUUGCUAAGGGCACUGUGCAUUAGAAGGUGUUUUGGGGAGACGCCAACUAUCAGUUUGUGACUUUAUGAUAUACAGGUGAUAUGGUGAUAUAAAAAUGAGCCCAUUGACAUCAGAAAUAGAUGCACCAUCUCCAAAAGUUAAUCAUGGUUAUACUAGGUACACAAGGCACCUUUUUAAAAAAGGCAGAGAGCCAAAUCUUCAGAUGGUCUGAAUCAGCAUAAUUUCACUGAAGUCAAUGGAGCCAAAAUGGAGUCAACUAGGCUAUGUCUACACUG